Messenger RNA from Megalops cyprinoides (Indo-Pacific tarpon), 4117 nucleotides. RefSeq names its product phosphodiesterase 5A, cGMP-specific, b (gene pde5ab). The record is from RefSeq and is a predicted model, not a curated record. Bases 11 to 2584 code for a protein of 857 amino acids. The transcript has 21 exons. Lineage: Eukaryota; Metazoa; Chordata; Actinopteri; Elopiformes; Megalopidae. Gene Ontology annotation, biological process: signal transduction. Gene Ontology annotation, molecular function: protein binding; 3',5'-cyclic-GMP phosphodiesterase activity.
UUGCUCCGGCAUGGAGAGCUGUAACCCCCUCACAAGUGAAAGGAUGGAAGCAUGGCUGGACGAUCACUUGGACUUCGCUCACUCCUACUUUGUAAGGAAAGCCACGAGGGAGAUGGUUAACGCCUGGUUUGCUGAGAGAGUCCACUCCAUUCAGCCCUCCAGAGAGGGAGUGAAAGCCCAGCCCGAGCCCUGCCCGCUGUUGCUCCAGGGUGCGCGCCCUGAGGGCCCCGCCCCUUCCCCCGCUCCCGGCACCCCCACCCGGAAGAUCUCGGCGUCGGAGUUCGACAGGCCGCUGCGACCCAUCGUGGUGAAGGACUCGGAGGGCUCCCUGACCUUCGUCAGCGACUCGGAGAGGGUGCAGAUGCCCCUCAGGUCCCAGCGUUCGGAGGCCGGCGAGGGGCCGCAGGGGGGCGAUCGCUGUGCCCACCUGCUGGAGCUGGUGAGGGACGUGUCCAGCCACCUGGACGUCACCGCGCUCUGCCACAAGAUCUUCCUGCACAUCAACGAGCUGAUCGCCGCCGACCGCUACUCCCUCUUCCUGGUGUGCGAGGACAGCUCCAACGAGAAGUUCCUGGUCAGCCGGCUCUUCGACGUGGCCGAGGGCUCCACGCUGGAGGAAGCCUCCAACAGCUGCAUCCGGCUGGACUGGAACAAGGGCAUUGUGGGACACGUGGCUGCCACCGGGCAGCCUCUGAACAUAAAGAACGCCUACGAGGACCCCAGAUUCAAUGCAGAGGUUGAUCAGAUCACGGGAUACAAAACCCAGAGCAUUCUCUGCAUGCCGAUCAAAAACCAUAGAGACGAGGUGGUUGGAGUGGCGCAGGCCAUCAAUAAGAAAUGUGGAAACAAUGGCACUUUUACUGAACAAGAUGAAAAGGACUUCUCCGCCUACCUGGCAUUUUCUGGGAUCGUUCUCCACAACGCGCAGCUGUAUGAGACGUCACAGCUGGAGAACCGGCGGAAUCAGGUGCUGCUGGACCUGGCCAGUCUGAUCUUUGAGGAGCAGCAGUCUCUGGAGGUCUUGCUGAGGAAGAUCGCCGGCACCAUCCUGUCCUUCAUGCAGGCGCAGUGCUGCACCGUCUUCAUCGCCGACGGAGACUCCAUGAACUCCUUCUCCAGCGUGUUCCAUAUGGAAUAUGAGGAACUUGGCGAGUCUGUUGAGGUCCCCAAAAGGGACUGUGAUGUGAGUAAGAUCAACUACAUGUAUGCGCAGUACGUGAAGAACACCAUGGAGCCGCUGAACAUAGGGGACAUCACCAAAGACAAGCGCUUUCCCUGGACGAGCGAAAGCACAGAGCACUCCAGGAGGCCGGUGAAGAGCUUACUCUGCACCCCUAUCAAAAACGGGAAGAAGGAUAAGGUCAUAGGUGUCUGUCAGCUGAUGAAUAAGAUUGAAGAGGCCUCAGGGAAAAUCAAAGCGUUUAACCGGAAUGACGAACAGUUCCUGGAGGCCUUCGCCAUCUUCUGUGGCCUGGGCAUCCAGAAUACUCAGAUGUACGAGACUGUGGAGAGGGCAAUGGCCAAGCAGGAAGUCACCCUCGAGGUUCUUUCCUAUCAUGCCUCUGCAGCCGAGGAAGAGUCGCGGGCGCUGCAGGUAACCGCGGCAGCCUCCGUUCCCUCGGCUCAGUCUCUCCGACUGCUGGACUUCAGCUUCAGUGACUUCGACCUAUCAGACGCUGAGACCACACAGGCCACCAUCCGCAUGUUUGUGGACCUCAACCUGGUGCAGAACUUCCAGAUGAAGUACAAGAGCCUUUGCCACUGGAUCCUAAGUGUGAAGAAGAACUACAGGAAGAAUGUGGCGUAUCACAACUGGAGGCACGCCUUCAACACCUCCCAAUGCAUGUUUGCGGUCCUCAAGUCAGGCAGGAUACAGUGUAAACUGAAUGACUUGGAGAUCCUGGCUCUUAUGAUCGCCACUCUGAGUCAUGACCUGGACCACCGAGGGGUCAACAACUCUUACAUACAGAGGAGUGACCAUCCCCUGGCCCAGCUCUACUGCCACUCCACCAUGGAGCACCACCACUUCGACCAGUGCCUGAUGAUCCUCAAUAGCCCAGGGAAUCAGAUCCUGAGUGGUCUAUCUUUGGAUGAAUAUAAAGCCACCCUGAAGAUGAUUGAGAAAGCUAUUCUGGCCACAGACCUGGCACUCUACAUGAAGAAAAGAGGUGAAUUCUUUGAUCUCACCAAGAACAAUCAGUUUGCCUGGGAUGACGACUGUCACAGAGACUUACUGAGGUCGAUGUUGAUGACAGCAUGUGACGUUUCUGCCAUCACAAAGCCUUGGCCUGUGCAGAGAAGGAUAGCCGAGCUUGUCGCCACUGAAUUCUUCGAGCAGGGAGACAAAGAGAGGCAGGAGCUCAACAUAGAGCCCAUUGAUCUGAUGAACCGGGAGAAGCGGGAUAAGAUUCCUAGCAUGCAGGUGUCCUUCAUUGAUGCCAUCUGCACGCAGCUGUAUGAGACCCUCGCUGGCAUUUCUGAAUCCUGCUCCCCGCUGCUGGAAGGGUGCAGGAAGAACAGGCAGAAUUGGAAGGUCCUGGCGGAGCAGGGAGAGGAGAAGGCAAUGGUCAACGGGGCGUCCUAAAUCUUCCGGGACGCGGGACACUGUCACCCCUGCCCCAAAACCUCCACCUUUUUAAGCUAUGUUUAUUCCUUUAGUCAUCUUUUUGCACAAACGAGAUUUUUGUUUGCCAAAGAGUCUCAGUAUAUAUAUAUAUAAUAUAUCCCUCACACUGAAAGCAUGGGGAGGGGAUGUUAUGAACGGUGAAAACCAGGAUAUUCCUGCAGUCCACUCACCGAGAGAAGAUCCUCUAUGGGAAUCAACACACACACAUACACACACACACACAGCACAGUCUCUCUGAACCACACAAACACGCACUAUGAAGGAAUGAGAGAAUAAUAGCCUUUUUGACAUUUUUCCACAUUGUCUUAACAUCACAUCUUAGUAUUUAUUUGUUUUAUAUAUUUAUUAGUUUUAUACAAAGUCAGUUUCGUGUUGAUAAUAUGAAAGUCUUUUGAGAGAGAGUCUUAUAUUAGAUAUGAGACAAAAAAAAGCUUAUCUGGGGUUUCAGACAGCACAAGGCAACCAAUCUUUUACACACAGUGAAUUCCACACAUGUAACUGUAUAUACAUACGUCAGCUUGUUUUGUACCUUUGGAAGGGUUAGAGCUGUCAUGGUAGACCUGUGUCUGAUGUGGCUGGGGGUUUUUUUUGCUGGACUUCACUGCCAUGCUCUGACGUCAUUAGGCCAGGACAUAAUACAUGCCAGUCGAGUAAGGGACAGAUGUUUCCGGACACCUGCUGUCACCGGGUCUGACAAUGAGCUGUCCAACAGGUGUCCCUUUUUGAUGCCAAUUUUAACACCCUGAGCUGAGAGAGGAUAAGGUUGGGUGUUUGAAGUUCCAAAAUAGAAGUUCAAAGGAUCACCAAAGACAUUGUUGCUGCUAGAGUCUAUUUUGUAUUAAAUAUCACCAUUAGGAGGUUUAUUUGCAUAUCACACACAUUUUUCCUCUUUGAAAUGCCUCGUUGUUGGUUGUGUGCACUUUUAUAAUAUUCAGAUAUUAACAGAAAAAAACUUCCAGCUAUCCAGACAACUGCCCCAUACUGAAAUGGGUGAAAUAAGGAAAGAGGCUGUGUUUCCAUGGCGGCUGGUGCAUCCCAGAAUAAUCUGCCUCACACAGUGAAGGCCUCCAGAGGGCUCCUGCAGACCCAUGCUGUGAUAAGUCACCUUCACACUCCUAUUUAUGUUUGAUGCACAAAAUACUUAACAGCUAGUGACCAUAUAGAUAUCGUAGAAUCUAUAUAUAAGGAACAAUUCACCACCGCCCAAAUGAGUUUCUUACUGUAUCUUUCUGAACUGUGCAGCACUUUGUUUCAGUAGAUCUCUGUGGUCAGAAGACCCGUUUGAUUUCUGUGGUUGUACUUCCUAUCAAAGGUCUCAGACGCCUACUGCUGUUGAUUGGAUAGAAGCUCUGCCUUGCGUUAUUCUCAUCUGUGCUCUGAAAAAAAAAAAACAGUUGCCUUGAUGUAGUAGAAUUGAGGUGAUGCAGUGCUUCAGCAUGUCCAGAGACUGGGGAAAUGGAUGGCCUGUGUAGCGGAAGCUUAAUGCCUCUG